Molecule: messenger RNA, 2952 nt
Organism: Saccoglossus kowalevskii
Lineage: Eukaryota; Metazoa; Hemichordata; Enteropneusta; Harrimaniidae
Product: tetratricopeptide repeat protein 17-like
Biological process (GO): actin filament polymerization
Cellular component (GO): cytoplasm; actin cytoskeleton
Molecular function (GO): protein binding
Source: RefSeq, a predicted model, not a curated record
AUGGCCGACUUGGUGGCUAGUGUCAUGCUGGUCUUGGUCGUUCAGGCCUCAAUUUUACCCCCUUCGCUAUCAAGUACUCAUUGGGUUGUAACCGAAGAUGGUAUGGUAACACAACAUUUGGAUUCAGUGUUCAAUCUACGCAAGCCAUAUGAUUUAAUUGAAUUUAUUCGUCAAGCUGAACGCUCAGAGUCGGUGCAUGCAUUGCAAACAGAGCUGUUGAAUCAAAAAAUUCAAAUUGAUGAGAAUGAUGAUAAAUCAGAUACAAAUAUUGAACAGCAAUAUUAUGAUACUGAUGGAGACUGUAUGAUAGCAGAGAAACCACUGCCAGAAUACGAUUUAUAUACCAGUACAGUUGUACCACUAGAAAAUAAGGGUAUUGAUGUUGAAGAGCAUAUAGAUCUGAAUGCUAAGUUACCCAAGAAGUUAAAACAGCCGAACUGUUCAACUGUGCUUGAGCUGCCAUUCAGUAUUCAUGCAUUUGAGCAUUUAAAGGGUGUACAGUACAGAAAGAACAUAUCAGAUAGUGCAGAGCCUGGCCUAAGAGGUGCAAUAACUUAUAAAGAUGAUACCGACGAGUUUGGACAUCUCAUUUAUAAAGCACUACAAAGGCAAAUUGUAGCUUCAGACGACAGAGACCCUGAUAUUGAAUGUCUGAAGAGAGCCAGUGGGGCAGAGAAUGAUUGUUUUAAUGUGCAUCACCUGGCAGAGGAAGAGGUAAUUGAUGUACCUGAGGCAACAGAGGAUAUCAAACCACAGCCAAAUCCCAAUGCUGAGUAUCGUGAUAAAGAUUGGCCUAAGAAAACUGACUGUGAUAUGAAUUAUAAAGGUCUACCAGUUUGGAGAGAAUAUCAGUCAACAUAUCUACCACCAGAAAAUAAAGGCUUUCAUGUGAAACCUCUGCUAACAGAAGAUCUUGGAUUAGUAAGUGGACCCGGUGAAGAGCAUCCUCUGCCAUGGUAUCCACCAGUAUGUGUGCAUGUUGAUGAUUUAAGUGGUGUUGUAACCUCUGUAGAUUCGUUGAAUGGUAUUGCUAAUAGAGAAAGAAUACCAAUUAAGAUGCCUGAUCAUAAUGUUAAGAAGAUAUUGUUGAGUUUAGUGAAUGAUGGUGAUGUAACAGAAGAAGAGGUUGGUCAGCGUAUCUUGACAGCUCUCAAGGAGAACAAAGAAUCUAAAUGGAUAUUAUACCACUUGGCUGGUUUAUAUUGGCGAGUCAUUGGUAAUAAUUACCAUGGUGUAGAAUGCUUGAGAAGAUCAAUAUAUUUUGCACCAGAAGAAUAUCUAGAUGUACCACUAGUAAAUCUAGCUAAUAUUCUGUUGAGAGUUGGCAGUUAUAAAGAUGCUGCUACUCUGUUAAAGAGAGCUGUUGAUGUUAAUCAUGCUGAGGCUGUUUCUCAUUUCACGUAUGGCAAUGCACUUGCAGCUCAAGUAAACUACAGUGGGGCUGCACAUGAAUACAUCACGACAUUGGAUCUAGACUCUAAUUUUGAACUAGCUUUCAAAACCCUCCAUACAAUCAAAUGCCAUGAAAAGUUUCAUUGUGCUGCAAAGGGUAGUAGUGAUGAUAGUUCUGGUGAUCCUAGCAUGUGUCAGCGACCACCAUCAACUAGUACUAGCAGCCAGACUGAAAGACGUAUAGUCUGUCAUCAUGUACAAGGGGUAGAACAGUGUCAGAUGGAGACUCGACAACGUAGAAUCUCUCCUGAGGAAGCUGGUUGUCCUGGCAUAUGUACAACAACGUGUACUUCUCAUCCGCCAAAAGACAUGUGUGGUGGCCAAGAACCUACUCCCUGUAAUGGAUGCUCUGGAAAUAAACGAUGUCAUUCAUGUUCCCAGACUGAAGAAGGAAAGGGUUUCCAGUGCCAUACAGGGCCUGUGCCCCCGCAUCAGUGUAUUACAGAUGCUCUAGAGAUUAUUGAAAUAGAUGAAGAUGAUUUGAAUCAAAUAGAAGAUCUUGAGGAGAGUCUAGAACUUCUUGCUCCAGUUGCUAAAGCACUUAGUGAUGAACAGCAUACAAUCAAUUUGAAAUCAAGUGACAUGGAAGGAAAGAAGAUGGUGACUGUCAAUGUGAAGGCAUCUUCCACAAGCACCAAGAACAAGAAAACAAGCAGUGAUAAUGCUACUAAAAAAAAAGGAAAAGAGAAUAGUAAUAAUGAUGAUUUAUUUCUGAUCAUCGACUCUACAGAAUACUCGUGGCCAACAUUAGAAGAAUGUAAAAAUCUAAAGAAGAUCAAUGUGCAAGGUUUUACCAGUACAUGGCUGUCAGUUACUGCAAAGGAAGUAGAUUUACAUGAGCACAUUAAUUUCCGUAUGAACAUUCCUGAUGGUGUACUCAUGGAGCCAUUCUGUGAAGCAGCUCUUGGCCCUAGUUUAUUUACCUUGGACCAUCUAAAAGGAUUAGUAGAAAGAGAUCAGAUUGAUUAUUCAGCUGAACAAGGGCUUAAAGAAGUAUUACAGACAUUGAGUGGUGAACAUGAGAACUAUGAGAUUGUUGGUACUAGAAUAGCACUUGGUUUGACAAGUAACCAAUCUUCGUGGGUCCUUGCUAAUAUGGCUGCAUUGUACUGGAGAGUUGAAGGAGAAGGAGAGAAAUCAUUAGAUUGUCUUAGACAAGCAUUGACAUUUUCACCAAGGCCAAUGAAAGUAAGUACAUUUUACUGCAAUAUGUCCCUGUUAAACAGACAUGACAUUGCUCUGAUCAGUAUGGCUAAUAUCUUUCAUAGAGCUGGUUUAUUUGAGGAUGCUUUGGUUGUGACUGGUAUGGCAUUGGAAAUUUCACCAGACCUUGUAGUCAAUCAUUUCACUAUGGCCAAUAUAUAUGCAGCAAUGGGAAACUACAUAGAAGCACUGAAGUACUAUGAAACAACUCUACUGUUACAAGAAGGGUUCCAACCUGCUUUGGAAAGAAUGAAGACAAUACAGUGUCAUAUACAGCAAAGCAGUAACAAGAAAUAA